CCUAGUGCUAUGGUGAAGAGGCUUUUCAGGUAAAAAUAAAAAAUAAAAAUGGCUGACUUACCUCAGUACGACUUUAAUGAAAAGCCAUCUUCUUCAUCAUCAUCCAAUAAAAUGCCAUUGUUUACACUAUUGGCAAGGGUGGUAACCUUAGGCUCUUGUGUAAUUUCAUUAAUUGUAUUGCAGAAUAAUGAAAUUACUUGGAUGUACAAUGGUAUGGAAGGUGGGAGAUUUAACUACGAGGGUUACAGUUCUUACAGGUACAUGUUUGGUGUACUGGUAGCAGGAAUUGUUUACACUAUAUUGCAUAUUCCCUUCGCAGCAUAUUACCUGGUAGCAAAGAAACGUCUCGUAGACCACCAGGGCUUUCGCAUGCUUGAAUUUUUUGGUGACAAGGAGCGUGCAAAGUCCAAAGUGGACAAGCAAAAGUGAACGAAUUCAACUUAGUUGGAUUUUAUGCGGAUCAUAUUAGCGGUAUUGGCAACUGGAGCUGGAGCAGCACUAGGUGCAACAGUGGAAUUAUCAAAAGCUCAGUUCCCAGAUUAUUAUUCAAAACAGAUGCAUAACUUCUUGUCGGUGAUGUAUGCCCCUAGUACACUUCUUGUAGCUGCAUUUGUUAGCUCUGGAAUUUCGUCUGUCCUCUCAUCUUUGAAUCUCCACAAAAGUGAUGAAGACUAAAAAAAAGUAGAUCUUUUCACGACAAACUAAAGAAAUAUUCAAAAUAUUGUACCCAAAUUUUGGGGUGUUGUAUGUUACUCUUAAUUUGUGGUGUGGAUAUCUUCAUAUCUUAGGUUUACUAGUUAAAUUAGUUAGUAAUUUUUGUGGAGAAUAUCAACUCAGCUUUAUGUGGUCUGUAAGUUGAAGAUUUUAGUUUAUGUUUCUUUGUACUACUGGUUGAGAUUCAAAUUCUCAUAUGCAAUAUAUGUCAUAGAUUCUCAUG
Messenger RNA from Nicotiana tabacum (common tobacco), 937 nucleotides. RefSeq names its product CASP-like protein 4D1. Lineage: Eukaryota; Viridiplantae; Streptophyta; Magnoliopsida; Solanales; Solanaceae. The record is from RefSeq and is a predicted model, not a curated record.